Alexandromys fortis (reed vole) is the source of this 2322-nucleotide messenger RNA. It is a transcript of the gene Klrk1, whose product is annotated as killer cell lectin like receptor K1. Lineage: Eukaryota; Metazoa; Chordata; Mammalia; Rodentia; Cricetidae. Gene Ontology annotation, biological process: positive regulation of natural killer cell mediated cytotoxicity. Gene Ontology annotation, molecular function: signaling receptor activity. Bases 377 to 1087 code for a protein of 236 amino acids. Gene Ontology annotation, cellular component: external side of plasma membrane. The record is from RefSeq and is a predicted model, not a curated record. The transcript is spliced from 9 exons.
UAUCUCUACUUUCAGUUUCAAACCAUUGCCAGGGACAAGACCACCUUUCCUAGGUGAGUAGAAGGCUUUGGUUCACAAGACACAGGACCUCCCUUCUCUGCCCAGGUCUGUGAGUGUGCAUGCUUAUGCGUGUGUUUCUAACAACUGUUUUCCAGGAAAUGGGAGUUCUGUGUCAAGUUAGGGAAGUUCUAUAACUAUUUACACUGUAAGGUAAUUCUAGCCUAAGUGUUCAAGUAGAAUUGCUGAAUGAAAAGAAUAAUUUUCUUGUCUGUGGUGUUAUUUUCUUUAACAUAGUAUCAAGUGUCUAUUAUCAGGGCACGUGGACUGAAGAGUAAGAAAUUGUGGUGUUGAGAAUCUGGAUCUGUUCCCGAAAUAAAUGUGUCAUACUCAUCACACGAUGACAUCGACUCAAGAUCGAACAUCUCAGGACAGUUCAGAGAUGAGCAAAUACUAUAAUUACAAACCCAAGCCAAAAAACAGGGAUGCUUCUCCAGGGCAGCAGAAACAAAGAUCGGCACCACUUACCAGUCAACCCAGAGAAAAUGGUAUCAUAAGAAGAAACUUCCCUAUAAGAGAACUCAAAAUAUCUCCAUUGUUCGUUAGCCGAAUCAUUGCUGCAGCCAUGGCAAUACGCUUCCUCAUUAUCACUAUAAUAUGGUUUGCCAUUUUCAUAACUUUGUUAUGCAACAACGAGGUUCCAAUUUCUUCAAGAGACAGUCACUGUACCCAAUGCCCUGACGACUGGAUAUGUUAUAGAAACAACUGCUACCAGUUUUUUAAUGAGAGCAAAAGCUGGAACCAGAGCCAAGCUUCGUGUUUGUCUCAAAAUUCUACCCUUUUGAAGAUAUACAGUAAAGAGGACCAGGAUUUCUUUAAGCUGGUGAAGUCGUACCACUGGAUGGGACUAUUCCAAACGCAAGCAAAUGGCUCUUGGCAGUGGGAAGAUGGAUCCACUCUCUCAUCCAACGAGUUAACAUUGGUAGAAAUGCAGAGAGGAUCCUGUGCUGUCUAUGGCUCCAGCUUUAAGGCCUACACAGAAGAUUGCUCAGCUCUAAACACAUACAUCUGCAUGAAGAAGGCAGUGUAAGGACUUCAUUAACUAUCUUGGCAACAGCCAGGACAAGAGAAGGGAUUAUACCGGGAGAAACUGGGACUAAAAGAAAGAGACCGAACAUACAUGCAAGACAAAACAGCAGGUCUUCUCCUUCCAGAAACAAGCCACAGAACAAUUAGAUGAACAUUCUGUUUCCCAUAAAACAAAGGACACUAACUCAAAGAUCAUCAAGGCGGCCAUUCACACCUUUCUCCAUUCUGCUUAGAAUGUGGGGAAGGAGGCAAGGAGGAGCCUCGAUUUCAAAAUGGGAGCAACAGAUCAAACCGGACUUGCUGAACAUAGCUGACAAUGAGGACUACUGAGAACUCAAGAACAAUGGCAAUGGGUUUUUGAUCCCACUGCAUGUACUGGCUUUGUGGGAGCCUAGGCAGUUUGGAUGCUCACCUUACUAGUCCUGGAUGGAGGUGGGUGGUCCUUGGACUUCCCACAGGGCAGGGAACCCUGAUUGCUCUUUGGGCUGACUAGGGAAGGGGACUUGACCGGGGUAGGGGGAGGGAAAUGGGAGGCAGUGGUGGGGAGGAGGCAGAAAUCUUUAAUAAAUAAUUAAUAAAUUAAUAAAUAAAAAAUAAAUAAAAAUUUUUAAAAAAUGGGACCAACACAUGAGAGAGCUGAGAGAGUAGAAGAGGGCAACCCCAUAGCACUCUGGCAGUCUAAACUCCAGCACUGUAGAAAACAGCACACUGAGUGGGGCUUCAGCGGUACCACAGGAUAAUCGGCACUGUUGCCAGCAAUGUUGCUAUCCCAGUGGUUCAAGAAAGUGGGUUUCUGUCUGGGCAGGCACGGUUUGAUUAAGGGAAAGAAGGACUGCUUUGUGAUCUUGAAUAUUGCAUGGAGCUCAUCUUCCUAAUUUUUGUGUUUUUUUGCGACUCCCCUAUCCCUUUUUUCUUGUGUUUCCUGUUGAAAUGAUAAUGUCUAUUUGAAGACCAGCCUCACCAUUGUAUUUUGAAAAUACAUGGCUUGUUUCACUUUACAAGUGACAACUAGAAAAGAAGGUUGACUCUCUGAUUUGUGUAUGACUUGGGUCAAAUUUAGAUGAGUCCUUGGAUCUGAAUUUUGAAAGGUGAUGCUGGAAGGAGUUAAGAUGCACAUAUUGGCUAUGUGGGAGCCUAGACAGUUUGGAUGCUCACCUUACUAGACCUGGAUGGAGGUGGGAGGUCCUUGGACUUCCCACAGGGCAGGGAACCCUGAUUGCUCUUUGGGCUGACGAG